AGGCCUUCCAGCCUAUGAGGAUUUCAAGAAGCAGCAGUCCCACAAAGGUCUAAGAAACCAAUUGAACAACCUCACGAGUCGGAAGCUGGAAGACAUGAAGGAGAUGCACGUGGAAGAUGUGACGGAUAAGAGUUGGCAGUGGCUGGUCCAGAUCUUCGCCCGCCACGCCCUGCGCUACGCCUUCAAGUGGAAGAUGGCGUCCUUGGAACCGGGAGCCUUCCAAUACAUCACGCAAGACGAGUUCCGCGCCGAUGCCUCUGUCGCAGUCACUGAGUUCGUGCUUCUGCCUCACGAGCAGCACAUCUUCAUUUUUCUGAUGACAUCUUCAAGAUUCACCUGUGCCUUCUUGGCCAAUUACAAACUUUCACGUUUGGAACGGUUCACUUCAUUUGCAGUGGUCCUGCUCUCAUCUGUUGCAAUGAUCGUGGUGGUUUUCCACUGGUUGGGAUACUUUGGAGGUCACACCGCUGGCGCGGACGUGCCUUCCGAGUGCCAGAAUUCGGGCAGGGGUUCAACAGUCCAGUUCUUUGAGGAACUCUUCGUCUCCUUCGGCAUUUACUUCUUCAACGAGCUUUUGCUGGCGGUCGCGGUAAGAAUCCGAGGGGGCCGAUUCUUACUCUCCAAAGCGAUCGUGUACGAUGAGUGGUCUUGGUCUCCGAUUUGUCGACUUGGUGUGUAUGUGAUUUUCAUGUUCCUGCUAUAUCUGUGCAGCGUGUUUGUGGUUUUGCACUUUCUGGCCACAGCCACAGAAGAUGAUGUGGACCAUUGUUUUUUGUUCAUGGCCAUCAUCUUCGGCUUCGCGGUGGUCGUGAAGCCUUUGUUGAUCUGCACCUCGCUGAUGGCCUUCUGGUUGGCCUCACAGACCUGGAAAGCGGGCGCCGUGACGCAAGAGAUGGUAAGCAUGCUCUACAUUGCUGACAAGAGGCCCAACACUCUCUCCGCAAAGGAGAUCGAAAAGUUGGAUGAAGAUUUUGCCAAAAAACUCCUGGGACUCCAGGAUUCAGGACCUGUGUUCUUUGAGGACCACCAUGAACCGCUGGAGGACCAGCCCCAGAUACAGGCGAAUGUCUCUAGCACCUCUUCUUGGAAUGAAGGCCCAGGUAGAGGCUCAGAGCGAGGUGGCAAGGCCUCCAUGAUCGAUCGUCUCAUUGCAGCGGACCUUCAGGAAGCGACACGACAAAACUUCAAGAAGCGAACUGCGCACCGUGCUGCUCCUGUGGAGGUCAGGG
Molecule: messenger RNA, 1229 nt
Organism: Cladocopium goreaui
Lineage: Eukaryota; Dinophyceae; Suessiales; Symbiodiniaceae
Source: the annotation of a GenBank genome assembly